Molecule: messenger RNA, 501 nt
Organism: Fulvia fulva
Lineage: Eukaryota; Fungi; Ascomycota; Dothideomycetes; Mycosphaerellales; Mycosphaerellaceae
Exons: 3
Coding region: 1-501 (166 amino acids)
Source: RefSeq, a predicted model, not a curated record
AUGUUCACCUCCCUCCUCCUCACCUCCCUCAUAGCAACCUCCGCCAACGCCCUCUACUUCCACUUCUCCCCCUUCGUCACCACCGACAUCCGCAUCCCAUCAGAAUCCCACGCCAUCUCCUUCACCAUCUCCAACCCCACCGCAAAUUUCGAGCAAGGAGGCUCAGCACCGAGGAACUGCUCCAUUAGCUGGUCUGGCUCUGAGGUCCCGACAUGUUGGAAGGAGUGUGAGGGUGAUGGAUGGCCUCAUUUCGCUAGGGUAACUCCCAAGUCCUGGAGCAGCGCGGGGGACUUUGAGUUGGAUGUGCAGAGGUAUCAUGUUUACCGGGCGCCGAGUGUGUUUAAUGUCACUGGCGUGCCGAUUGUUGAGGGUGCCCUCAAUGGAUACGCCUGCUCUCGCGGUGGACAGAGUACCGUCUGUACGUUCCAGAAUACGGAGCAGGGGUUCAAUGUUAUGGUGGGGAAUGGUGGUGAGCCCGUGGAGCCUACGCCGCAGUGUUAG